Python bivittatus (Burmese python) is the source of this 2257-nucleotide messenger RNA. RefSeq names its product solute carrier family 25 member 22 (gene SLC25A22). NCBI's taxonomy places the organism in Eukaryota, Metazoa, Chordata, Lepidosauria, Squamata, Pythonidae. Gene Ontology annotation, biological process: malate-aspartate shuttle; L-glutamate transmembrane transport; aspartate transmembrane transport. Gene Ontology annotation, molecular function: L-aspartate transmembrane transporter activity; L-glutamate transmembrane transporter activity. The record is from RefSeq and is a predicted model, not a curated record.
GCGGCUGAUCUUCCUGCUGUGUGGAGACUGAAGAAUGUGGAGGAGCUCCUUUGUAGAACUGUGAGAAAACCAACUGCAGGAAUUAGGUGAUUGGAGCUCCAAAGAUUUAGAAGAUUUUUGGAAGAAUAAAUCUUGUUUCUACAAGAUCAGAACUAAAUUAAAUGGCUGAUAAACAGAUUAGCUGCUUUUCAGACACGGAAAUCAUCUCAGGAGAGAUUCAGGACAUAUCUUGCUUGACAUCUAUUCCUCCAUAGCACACUCUUAUGCAUCUUAGUUCUUCAAGUGGUCAUCUGGGAAUUCCCACAACCUGCCCUCUGACUUGGCCUAUUUCAUGGUGACUUUAUUGUUCCUUUGGAUCCACUGCAUCAAUCUUAGGAACUGAAGUUUACCUGCCAAGCUGAUCAAUGGAGGCAUAGCUGGUCUCAUUGGGGUUACCUGUGUGUUUCCUAUUGACUUGGCAAAAACACGUUUACAGAACCAACAGAAUGGCCAGAGGAUGUACACCAGUAUGUCUGACUGCCUUAUUAAAACAAUCCGGUCUGAAGGAUAUUUUGGGAUGUACAGAGGGGCUGCAGUGAAUCUAACACUCGUGACUCCAGAAAAAGCCAUCAAGUUAGCUGCCAAUGAUUUCUUUAGGUACCAUCUUGCUAAAGAUGGGAGGAAUCUGACGCUGCUAAAAGAGAUGCUGGCUGGCUGUGGGGCAGGGACCUGCCAGGUGAUUGUCACCACUCCCAUGGAGAUGCUCAAAAUCCAGCUGCAGGAUGCAGGCCGAAUUGCUGCUCAGAAGAAGUCCAUGAUAGCACAAGCUCAGCUCAGCCCAUCCGCUGGCACUGGGGCCGCAGAGUCAGUGGUAGAGACGCGAAUGACAGCAAUGCAAAUCACAAGAGACUUGCUUCGAAGCAAAGGCAUUGCAGGACUGUAUAAGGGACUUGGAGCCACGUUGCUCAGGGAUGUCCCAUUUUCCAUUGUUUAUUUUCCACUGUUUGCCAACCUGAACAAGCUGGGGCAGAAGAGCCCUGAAGUCAAGGCUCCCUUCUAUGUCUCCUUCCUGGCUGGGUGCCUGGCGGGCAGCACAGCAGCCGUAGUUGUCAAUCCUUGUGAUGUAAUCAAGACAAGACUUCAGUCUUUGCAGAGGGGAGUCAAUGAGGACAGCUAUUCAGGGAUAAUAGACUGUGCCAGGAAAAUCUGGCGUAAUGAGGGUCCCUUGGCCUUUUUUAAGGGGGCAUAUUGCAGAGCCUUGGUCAUUGCCCCACUCUUUGGUAUUGCACAAGUUGUCUAUUUCAUCGGCAUUGCUGAAUUCUUCCUCAACAUGCUUCCAGGGCACCGGGAUUAACCCCCCAGACUUCUCCCCAUCCAAUUGGAAUUCAUCAUAGUAUUCUUGUCAUUGUGAUGUCAGAGCAACGGCACAAAGGGUUUCAAACAGUAAUAGUGGGAAUGAAUGUGGUCUCAAAACAAAGUUAUUUUUCCUCACAUCAAUAUGCCCUGAGGAGAAUACCUAAAUAGUCAUAUCUGUUUUUUAAUUAUCAAUUUUAAAGACACUACUUAGCACAGACUGUCUGGCUGGGCUGCUGUUCCUCUUGGCUAGGGGAAAAUGAGCCCCCCCCCCCGAAUUGCCAACAAAUCAAGAAGGAGCAAAAGAAUGGGGUGUGUUUCCCUGCCCCUUUUCUUGGGGUUAGGUCUCUGGGGAAAAGAAGGGGCUGGUACCCCCCAAAAAGGGAGGUCACUUCGACCCAGGCAGUUACUGAGAUCAAAAUAAUUGUUUUUAGAUAGGUCUCCUAAACAUCCCUCCUCCAAAUUAGUUGGACUUAAUGAACUUUUGAAUAUUGAGAGAUGGCAAAGGGAAAGCUGCAUCUUAAUGUUUUGAUUUUAUGUAAGGGCCAGCCUUCAUGAUGGGUUUGGAUGGACAAAUGUACACAGGACAACUGUGCAUUCGGCCUCUAAAGCCUCAUCUGUGGAAAUACGGUGAUAUCCAGGGUUAUGAAUUAGCUGUGAGCCAUGACAGUUGGGAGAAACCAAAUUAUUUGGGGAUCAUUUUUAAAAAAUAAUAUGCUGGAUAAAACUCAAGCCUGGUAAUAUAAAUACUCCUCUAUUUCAGCCUGAGUUGCUGCUGUCCAUGCUACUUUUCACCCCAUCCUGGGUUUCACACGUCUGUCUCUUUCAAGAUGUGUAUAGAAUGUGUGUAUUGCUCCCUUAUUUAUGACUGGGAUCACAGAUAAUGCCAAAGGCAACUGAACUCUCUUGUGGCUGGUCAGUGCUA